AACGAGCUGUCACAGUCAGUCCUUCAUUAAAAUUAGGCAGCAAAUUAGUACUCCAGACGGUCAAAUUUCAUGGCAACUUCCAAACAACCAGAAGUUCUCGACUCUUCGGAGGAUUCGGAGGCGGCGCGCAGGAUAGUUUCUGUUUUCCGAGAGAUUAAUGGUGCUGGACGCGAGGAUUUAAAGAAAUCUACUUUUUUCGAUCGCCACAACUACUUCAAGAAUUUUGAUCCACUCGUUAAGAAAGCUGCAUUUGAGGUUAUCCAUUCUGACGAUUACGAGAGCUCCCAGCAAAAAGCUAUGAGCCUGCUAAGCGCCUUGAAUAUAAAACCCACAAUCACUACCUUGAAUUCGAUGUCCAAGGAACCCCUGAUGUGCUUCGAGCUAAACUGCGAGAUCGACGUCGUCCUUGUGGCCCAGGAAUCCAAGAUCUACGAUGAUGUAAUCCACUACUUCACCACUAUGUUGGCUUAAAAGAACGUUCUUUGAUUUGAUUUGAUAUCAAUGUUACUAUGUAUAACAACGAAC
Molecule: messenger RNA, 525 nt
Organism: Drosophila sechellia
Lineage: Eukaryota; Metazoa; Arthropoda; Insecta; Diptera; Drosophilidae
Exons: 1
Coding region: 70-471 (133 amino acids)
Source: RefSeq, a predicted model, not a curated record